AUGGAUGGAGCCGACAUGUGGGAGCUUCAGUACUUUAUCGGCGUGCAACUUGUUGGAAGCGAUCAUGUUGAACCCCUCAGGAACCGACUCUCGGAGAACACUGAGAUACAAAGUGCCAAACUGGUCAAAGCUACAGCAGGGAAUGUGGAUGAAGCAGUCAGGGAGCUUCCUGAUGCCAACUUGAGACCAGAGGACCUGUGGGCGGUGCACUCACUAUCUGUUUUUCCAAAACCUCACAAACGGAAUAACUCUUCUUGGAAAGCUAUAGAAAAGAUUAUGGAAACCGGGGAGAAGAUUGGCUUGAAACACUUCAAGCCAGUAAAGCCUCUAGGGUGUGGGGACACUGGCAGUGUACACUUGGUUGAGUUGCAAGGUAGUGGUGAAUUAUUUGCGAUGAAGGCGAUGGACAAAUCAGUGAUGUUGAACCGCAACAAGGUGCACCGAGCUAUUAUUGAAAGAGAAAUAUACUCGCUAUUGGAUCAUCCUUUUCUUUCAACAUUGUAUACUUCAUUUCAGCCCGACCACCAACAGUCCGUCUCCAUGCAGCACCACCCCUCCUCAGAUCUGCCUCCUGCGACCACAUCCACGGCUGCCUCUUUACCCUAUGACCUUCUCACCCGUUGUCCUCCUCUCGAGUCUGUCGCCGCUCCCUCCUCAAGCUACGUGAACCCGCAGCAACAGGGCGACCAACGAGUACCCCACUCCCCGUUCUCCAUAUGA
Molecule: messenger RNA, 720 nt
Organism: Hordeum vulgare subsp. vulgare (domesticated barley)
Lineage: Eukaryota; Viridiplantae; Streptophyta; Magnoliopsida; Poales; Poaceae
Product: phototropin-2-like
Exons: 8
Coding region: 1-720 (239 amino acids)
Biological process (GO): protein phosphorylation
Cellular component (GO): nucleus; plasma membrane; cytoplasm
Molecular function (GO): protein serine/threonine kinase activity; ATP binding
Source: RefSeq, a predicted model, not a curated record